AUGGAGAUAAUUAGAUUUUUAGAAUGUUCAACAAACUAACAAUAUGUUUGGUUACAGUCAUGGUUCUUAUAAAUACACAAUCAAAAAUUGCUAAUAACCUAGAUCUGGUUCAUUGAAAUUUACUAAUUGUUGUGUUUUUUCAAAGAGAGUAUCACAUUAGUUGUCCAAAAAAUUAUAAACUGUUAUAUAUAUAUUGGAGUAGAUACUAUAUUGGAAUAGAAGGAUCACACAUAAGUGAACUCUACUUAAAAUACUAAGACCAUCUCAGAAUAUUAAUAUUAAUAAUAAUAAUAGGAUGACUACAUGAGUGAUUGA
Messenger RNA from Paramecium octaurelia, 315 nucleotides. The record is from the annotation of a GenBank genome assembly. Lineage: Eukaryota; Ciliophora; Oligohymenophorea; Peniculida; Parameciidae.